Phymastichus coffea is the source of this 1626-nucleotide messenger RNA. RefSeq names its product E3 SUMO-protein ligase ZBED1-like. Bases 1 to 1626 code for a protein of 541 amino acids. NCBI's taxonomy places the organism in Eukaryota, Metazoa, Arthropoda, Insecta, Hymenoptera, Eulophidae. The record is from RefSeq and is a predicted model, not a curated record. Gene Ontology annotation, molecular function: protein dimerization activity. The transcript is spliced from 3 exons.
AUGGAGAAGAGUAAAGUGAUGCAAAUCGUAAAAUUGAAAAACCAUUCGCCGACAUUCCAUGACGUUUGGAGGAAGUUCAACGACAUUACGAAAAACAUCGCCUUCUCCAUGGUCCUCGAUCUCUUUCCGAUAACUCCUUUGGAAAUGAAAACGUUGCAAAAUGCGAUCCGACUGGCCGAACCGUUCUACCAAUUUCCCAGCGAGACCCAGCUGCUGGAGAUAAUAAUUCCUCGUAUUUACAAUCAAGUGAAGCAAAAAGUGCUAAAUACUAUAAAGAGCGAUUUGCUGAAAGGUGUGAAGAGCGUAGCUUUAACGAUAGACGGGUGGAACGGGCGCAGCAUAGCCGAUUACAUGUCCGUGACGAUACAUUAUUGGACCGAGGAGUACGAGUGCCGGCACCUGCUGCUGCAGCUGGAGAGCCUGCCGCGUACCUGGAACACAGCUCAGGAUCUGUUCCACCUGAUCGAGAACGUGCUGCUGAAGUACGGCCUGUCCGAGGAGAGAACCGAGUCCGUUCACAUAGUCACGGCAAACGGCAACAACAUCGUCAAAGCCAUCUCCAUGAGCGACAAGUGGAUAAGGAUACCGUGCUUCGCGCGGCUCUUUCAGCAAACCGUCGACGACGUCCUGCGCAGCUUUCCCCACUUGGACGAGCUUGUGACCAAGUGCCGAUACUUGCUGGCCGCCAUAUGGACCAAGUCGGCCACGGACGUCGAGUUCCACAAGAGCAAGCUCCACUCCAGCUGCAUCCUGGACGACAUCGUGCCCUCGUGGAACUCGAUAUUCGACAUUUUCGACAGCCUGCUAAAGUUGCGUAGCACGCUGCAGAUUUUCCUCGAGGAGGCCGACUUGCCGGCCAAAGGAUUGGCCGAGGCCGACUGGGAGACCAUCGAGUCGUACGUGCAAAUGUUCUCGCUGCUGAAGCAGGCCAGCGUGCUGUUCAGCGAGGAGGCCUACCCGCCUCUGUCGCUCUACCUGCCGACGAUCCGCGGCAUCCUCGAGCUCAUGGAGUCCAUGAAUCUCAACAACCAGCUGUCGGUCCAGCUGAUACGCUCGAUCUGCUCGAGAUUCGGCCACAUCAACACCAACCAGUCGAUGAUCAUCGCCAUGGUCCUCGAUCCCAGAUUCAAAACUCGCCUGUUGGCCGAGGACGAGCAGUUCGCCGUUUUCGACAUGGUCAAGGGCAAGAUGCUCUCCGUGGAUCGCGACGAGCGGCAGGCCACCCGAGGCGACACCGACAGGAUCGAGCAUUUCGCAGAUCAAUCGUUGAAGACCUACUUCACCAAGAUAGAGACGAAGAAAGCCGCCGACGACACCGACGGCAGGCUGGCAGAAGCGGAGCUGACCUACUACUUGUGUCAGAACGUAGUCCCGAUGAACACCGCCAUCAACCAGUGGUGGAAAGGCAAUUGCAGGCACUUCCCCAAGCUGGCCAAGUUGGCGAGGAUCUAUCUUUCCGUGCCGGCGGUGCAAGUGUGCUCCGAGCGAGCUUUUCCCAACAAGCGAGGCUUCAUCGUUGACAGCCGAGCCGAGCUGUUGACCAGCCAAGUGAACGUCUUGGAUCUCAUGAGAAUCAGCUUUUUGAACUCUAAUUUAGGUCAGUUUAGAGACGACGUCGAUUUAUAA